Molecule: messenger RNA, 1882 nt
Organism: Rubroshorea leprosula
Lineage: Eukaryota; Viridiplantae; Streptophyta; Magnoliopsida; Malvales; Dipterocarpaceae
Source: the annotation of a GenBank genome assembly
CUCCCCGAAGUUGCCGACACACCCUCUUGAGGAGAAGAAAUGGUAAAGCUUGAUUUUUUUUCCUUCUUUCUUGUUCAAGAACAAGCUUAGAACCUAGAACCCCCCCUAAAGCCAAGAAAAUUUCAGAUCUUGCAACCUUUCUUCUCCCCUGCUGCCGGUUUCAACUUGGUGAGGGUGGGGAUUUUUCAGUUUUUGGUAAAGGAACCACCAUGAAAUCAUCUCUUUAGCUUUGAUUUGCCUUGGGUUUACUCUAAUUUGUGCUUUUGGUUCUCCAAUUUUGAGGUAGAUCCGUGAGUUUCCCCUGCACUUCCACCGGCCUUCCCCCAACCCGCCAGCUCCGGCCUUGCUUACUAAAUUUCGGAAGCGAAAUCAAGGACGGGGAAAAACAAGGGGAGUGACAAGUUAGAAGGCUAGCCAUCUUGUAAAUUGAAUAUGGAUUUUAGAUAUAAAUCAUGAUCUUGUAAGCUAAACUUUAUUUGGAGAUUUUAUGAUAUCAGGGCAAAUUUUAAAAUUUUAUCUUCAGAUUUUGUGAUAUCAGAUUGUGCCCGCGUGUUCUGCUCUUCCCGACCCUCCUUGCUGCAGCCCGAAAGAAGAAAAAAAAGGGGAACCCAGCCAUGCUUGAGAAACCGGUAGAGAGCUUGAUUUUUCCCUUCUUUUCUUGCUCUAGAACUGAAAAUGGAACCCAGAAAUUCUCCCUCCCUGCUGGAAAAUCCGGAUCUGCUGCUGCUUCCUCCUCCUCACCGCCGGCUGCUCCUGCUUUGUGGGGGUGAAUUGCUCGGUUUUUUGAGUUUUCCUUCCAUGCCGCCGGCUCUUCCCCAAAUUGCAGCUCCGGCCUUGCUUGUUGGAUUCUGGUAUGUGGCAGCCUUAAACCAUUGUUUUAAGCUUGAUUAAGGUAGAAUUAGCUUGAUUAGUUUGCUGCCUUGUGAUGUCCGAAUUUGGCUAAAAAUGGGGGAUAAUUCCGGUAGCUUUAGGAUGAAAUUUGAGCAUUGAUUCAAGUGGAAUUUAUGUGAUUGAGUGUUAAUUGAUUGCUGUGAUUUUUGGAGAGAAAAUCCCGUGAGAAUAGGCUAUGGUUUUGGCCAUUUUGGAAGUGCAGUUACUGUUCACGUCGGGGUACUGUUCAGGGAACUGUUCAUCGACACUGUUCACACACCGAGGGCCAAUAAUUAACGGGGAUUUAAAUGAUUAGUUUGUGAUAUAAGAACGAAUUUGGAGAUAUUUGAUUAUGUGGAGAUUGAUAGAAAUAGUAUUGUGAUUAAGAGUGAUCGUAACGACGAUUUCAGUUGAAAUUGUGAUAGUACGGUAUUGAUUCUCAGAAUAUUUUGAUUAAGUUCUCGAUUGUUCUGUCAGUUAGUACGUGAAUUGAGUGCUUGGUUUUAUGCGAGUGAGGUAAGUAAAUUUAUGGUAAUGCCCGUACUAUUUUUAAAAGCAUGUUUUGAUUUGUUUUUGAAGUGGUGGCGGGACUAAACUCGUUUUACACGAGCAUGACUGAUUUGAAGUGAAAUGUUUAUGCUUUUCAUUAAAUUGAGCAUGCCUACUUGAAAGUUUAAUUGAUUGUCCUGAUGAUUUGAAAGUGAUUGGUGAAUUAUGAUUGUUCUGUUAACUUUUGCCUGUUUUGUCUCCGAUGUGGUCAUGUUAUUCGUGACUCCGCUAGUGGGGGAGGUUAUAAACGCUAGCACAUGUCGACAUGUAGUGAUAGAGCCGGUUCGUUCAACCCAGCUAGUGGGGGUUAUACACCAGCAAAUAGUGACCCUGCUAGUGGGGGUUAUACACCAGCAAAUAGUGGCCCUGCUAGUGGGGAUUAUACAGUGGCCGUGACCUAUAGAGGAGACGUCUAUUUCGUUCCUGUACUGUAUCCGUUUUUCGUGAUUGUACUUGUUGGCAU